Limulus polyphemus (Atlantic horseshoe crab) is the source of this 1153-nucleotide messenger RNA. RefSeq lists its product as uncharacterized. The record is from RefSeq and is a predicted model, not a curated record. NCBI's taxonomy places the organism in Eukaryota, Metazoa, Arthropoda, Merostomata, Xiphosura, Limulidae. The transcript has 6 exons. Bases 240 to 977 code for a protein of 245 amino acids.
ACAAUUCUCAUAACUUCCAUUCAGUUAAUAGUGAAGCAAGAACAGUUGGGUGCGUUUCUUUCCUCCGGAUGUGAAGGGGUGAAUGGAUAUUCCCAUAUCUCUGCUCAGUGUUGUAUGCGCACGAACAAACUUAUGAAAUAUUUACCUAAACAUUCAACGUUCAUUAACCACAUAGUUUCAUUCUUACUUAAGUGUUGCAGAGUACAACGAGGAAACAGCUUCGAAAAUCUAAGCUUGCCAUGAAAAAUAAUCGAACCGAUCUACAUAUCGCAUUGACAGUACUGUCCUUGAUAUUAAUUUUUGACCACGUAAGUGCUGCAUUAUCACAGUACAAUCUUCUUUAUGAGAGCCCAAGGGAACAACCUAUGCAUCCACGGACGUUCUUUCUAACUGCUUCUCAGGAGCGAAAGGUGGUUAACGAAGUUUUAUGUGAAGGUAAGGAUUGUCCCGAAUUUCGUGUGGUGAAUGACUUCAGUAACUUCAUUCAAGAAAGGCUGUACAGUGAUGCAAAUUUUUUGUCAACACCUUCUCAGAAUUCAUGUGACGUUAUUGGAACUUUGAAUGCAGCAAAUGAAUCACUUGAGAAAUAUCGAAAAGGAGAAAAUGAAAGAGGAAGAAAAUUCUAUCCCGUUGCACCGCUUCUGGCACAAAUUUAUCAUGUUUCUUCGAUUAAAACACGUUAUCCCUGGUGCAAGAUGUCGAUAAUGGUGAAUAUGUACAUACCGCCCUAUCUAGGAAUUCCUCCGGCACCAACUAACAAUUCGCUGUCUUUUAAAAGAUUACCAAAGGCUUUCCACGUGUAUGUCUAUACUUUUACUGGGGGUAUUGAAUAUAGAAUGUUGAUGGAACUGGAAAGUUUCCGUUCAACUUUGGAUGCCCUGAUGCUUUGCUACAACCAAGAGCGGUUUUAUUUAGCAACGUAUAAAGGCAUCAAUGAAGUGGAAGACAGACACGAAAUAUGGCUGGAGCAUUGUUGACCGUGUAGAAAACAGACACGAGAUAUGUCUGGAUGAAGCAUUGCUGACUUGAUAGAAGAUAACUACUAAAUGUCGUCUGAAUAUUGUUAAUUCAAUGGAAUGUAGUUUAAAACGUAAUCUGGAUUAUUAAUUACUUUAAGACAAAUAUUGAAAAAUAAAGAAAUUAUUAUCUUGAA